AUCAGAAAGUCCCGGAGCACGGAAGACAGGGUGCGGAGUGGACUCGGCGCGAAGCACGGAGUCCGGAUCACAACCCCGCCGGACGGGACGGAGCGAUGUCGGGUCGUGGCGCGGGCGGGUUCCCGCUGCCCCCGCUGAGCCCCGGCGGCGGCGCGGUGGCCGCGGCCUUGGGGGCGCCGCCUCCCCCUGCGGGACCCGGCAUGCUGCCUGGACCGGCGCUCAGGGGACCAGUGCCGCCUGGAGGCGUCGGGGGCCCCGGGGCCGCCGCCUUCCGCCCCAUGGGGCCCGCGGGCCCCGCAGCGCCGUACCAGCGGCCUGGUAUGACCCCAGGGAGCCGGAUGCCCAUGGCCAGCUUGCAGGUGGGACCCCCUGCCGGCUCCCCAUUUGGCACAGCUGCUCCACUUCGACCUGGUAUGCCACCCACCAUGAUGGACCCAUUCCGAAAACGUCUGCUCGUGCCCCAGCCCCAGCCCCCGAUGCCUGCCCAGCGCCGGGGGCUGAAGAGGAGGAAGAUGGCAGAUAAAGUUCUACCUCAGCGAAUUCGAGAGCUUGUUCCCGAGUCUCAGGCCUACAUGGAUCUCUUGGCCUUUGAGCGAAAGCUGGACCAGACCAUUGCACGCAAGCGGAUGGAAAUCCAGGAGGCCAUCAAAAAGCCUCUGACGCAAAAGCGGAAGCUUCGAAUAUAUAUUUCCAACACCUUCAGUCCCAGCAAGGCUGAAGGUGAUGGUUCAGGAACUGCAGGGACCCCGGGGGGAACCCCAGCAGGCGAUAAGGUGGCUUCCUGGGAGCUCCGAGUAGAGGGCAAACUGCUGGAUGAUCCUAGCAAACAGAAAAGGAAGUUUUCCUCCUUCUUUAAGAGCCUCGUCAUUGAGCUGGAUAAGGACCUGUAUGGGCCUGACAACCACCUGGUGGAGUGGCACCGGAUGCCCACUACCCAGGAGACAGAUGGCUUCCAGGUGAAACGGCCUGGAGACCUCAAUGUCAAAUGCACCCUUCUGCUCAUGCUGGAUCAUCAGCCUCCCCAGUACAAGCUGGACCCCCGACUGGCACGGCUGCUCGGAGUGCACACACAGACGAGGGCUGCCAUCAUGCAGGCCUUGUGGCUUUACAUCAAACACAACCAGCUGCAGGACGGGCACGAGCGCGAGUUUAUCAACUGCAACCGCUACUUCCGCCAGAUCUUCAGCUGUGGGCGACUCCGCUUCUCUGAGAUUCCCAUGAAGCUGGCUGGCUUGCUACAGCAUCCAGACCCCAUCGUCAUCAACCAUGUCAUUAGCGUGGACCCUAAUGACCAGAAGAAAACUGCCUGCUAUGACAUCGACGUGGAGGUGGAUGACCCACUGAAGGCCCAGAUGAGCAAUUUUUUGGCCUCAACCACCAACCAGCAGGAGAUUGCCUCCCUAGAUGUCAAGAUCCACGAGACCAUUGAGUCUAUCAACCAGCUGAAGACCCAGAGAGAUUUCAUGCUCAGCUUCAGCACUGAUCCCCAGGACUUCAUCCAGGAGUGGCUCCGUUCCCAGCGCCGGGAUCUCAAGAUCAUCACUGAUGUAAUUGGGAAUCCUGAGGAGGAAAGACGAGCUGCCUUCUACCACCAGCCAUGGGCCCAGGAAGCAGUAGGGAGGCACAUCUUUGCCAAGGUGCAGCAGCGCAGGCAGGAACUGGAACAGGUGCUGGGAAUUCGCCUGACCUAACUCAGGGAGCAUUUCCUUCCUAGCUCUGGAGCCAUCCCGGCCUCAGCCUGGAAGAGGCCAGCAACAUGUAGGAUAAGAACGGGGUGAAGGGUGUCUCCUCUCACCCUCCAUCCCCAACUUAGUUUCAUAAAUGUAGUGGUAGGAUUCCUUGUUGCUUGGGUCCCCAAAGCCUUAUUACUUACUUUAUGCAUUGGCUUUAAUUGGGUUCAUAACAGAUGCCUCCUCUGUCCCCUGCAGGCAGGCCCAGGUAGGACUGCUGGAGGUCGUGCUGGGACUUUGUAACUGAGACACUUCAGAACCAAAGGCUGCUGGGUUUGCAUGUUUACAGACUCCCUCUUGGGGCUCUGGGCAAGGAAGGGGGCCCAGCCCAGACUCUUCCUAGCCUUCCUAAACCAAAGUUCUUCACCAUUCCUACAAGCCCAGCC
Elephantulus edwardii (Cape elephant shrew) is the source of this 2116-nucleotide messenger RNA. It is a transcript of the gene SMARCD2, whose product is annotated as SWI/SNF related, matrix associated, actin dependent regulator of chromatin, subfamily d, member 2. Lineage: Eukaryota; Metazoa; Chordata; Mammalia; Macroscelidea; Macroscelididae. Gene Ontology annotation, biological process: regulation of transcription by RNA polymerase II. The transcript is spliced from 13 exons. The record is from RefSeq and is a predicted model, not a curated record. Gene Ontology annotation, cellular component: SWI/SNF complex; nucleus. The coding region runs from base 96 to 1691 and encodes 531 amino acids.